AUGAUAGGUCACACGAGCUUCGUUUUCCUUCUGACUUUGUCCGUGACUACGGUUUUGGCUGACCCUCUUCUGGCAUUUCCCGAAGAGGCAAGAAAUGGCGCCCGUAUCGUUUCUGGAUGGGAAGCCGAAGAGGGCCAGUUCCCGUUUCAGCUGUCCCUGAGAAUGGUGAACCGGGAGGGGGGAGUGACUGCAUGCGGCGGUUCCAUCAUUCAUGCCGAGUGGGCCAUCACAGCUGCUCAUUGUACUGCCACUCGCGUCUCAGUCGUGGUCCGCGCCGGCGCAGUCAACCUCACACGGCCGUACUACAUCUUUGAGACUACAGAAUAUUACAACCACCCUCUUUAUAUUGAAGCCCUUCAGGGUAUAGUCCAGCCGAACGAUAUUGGUGUCGUUAAGUUCAACAGAAGAAUUGAGUUUAAUGACAGAGUGCAGCCAAUCAGGCUUCACCGUUCGGAAGACAGGAACCGGAACUACGAUGGCGUCCGGCUGACUGCCAGCGGUUGGGGCCGAACCUGGACCAACGGAGCAUCCCCCGAGAACCUUAACUGGGUAUACCUGAGAGGUGUCACCAACGCGGCCUGCUUGGCAGCCUUCGGAGGCGGCUCCAUCAUCCAGCCUUCCACCAUCUGUGCCAGGGGAUAUAACGAUACUACGCAGUCUAUUUGUCAAGGUGACAGCGGUGGUCCUUUGACUGUGGUUGAUGAAGAUGGAGUGCUGUCUCUAGUUGGAGUCUCAUCCUUCGUCUCCGGAACAGGUUGCCACACGGACUUCCCAGCUGGUUUUAUUCGCCCGGGACAUUACCACGAUUGGUACUUAGAAGUCACGGGAAUCGACUUCGAUUGGGAAGAAUAUGAAGUGUCUACUACUACCACUACUACACCAUUGCCAGAUACAACCAUUUAUCCGGGUCCAAACACCACCUAUACUGUACCAGAUACUACCUUAUAUCCGGGACCAAACAAUACUACACCGGCACCAAACACCACCUAUACUGUACCAGAUACUACCUUAUAUCCGGGACCAAACAAUACUACACCGGCACCAAACACCACCUAUACUGUACCAGAUACUACCUUAUAUCCGGGACCAAACAAUACUACACCGGCACCAAACACCACCUAUACUGUACCAGAUACUACUUUAUAUCCGGGACCAAACAAUACUACACCGGCACCAAACACCACCUAUACUGUACCAGAUACUACCUUAUAUCCGGGACCAAACAGUACUACACCGGCACCAAAUACCACCUAUACUAUACCAGAUACUACUUUAUAUCCGGGACCAAACAAUACUACACCGGCACCAAACACCACGUAUACUGUACCAGAUACAACUUUAUAUCCGGGACCAAACAAUACUACACCGGCACCAAACACCACGUAUACUGUACCAGAUACUACUUUAUAUCCGGGACCAAACAAUACUACACCGGCACCAAACACCACGUAUACUGUACCAGAUACAACUUUAUAUCCGGGACCAAACGCAACAUACCCAGAAAUUGGUAGUACCGUAUACCCAGUACCAAAUACCACUUAUGCAGUACCAGAUACAACAAUAAUUGACUCAGUUCCGGAAACUAAAAUGAACGACGAUGAUGAAACAAUUCUGAAAUGGUUCAAAUCGAAAUUACUGUUUUUCUAAUAUAGAGAGAUAUACGAGGAAUAUUAUAAAGAAACACUUUCAAGGCACUAAUGAUCUAAAUACCUCUUUUUUUAUUAGUUGAUUUGUAUUAAAUAAAGUUUUUAUUUACCUACGUCAAA
Messenger RNA from Amyelois transitella, 1766 nucleotides. RefSeq names its product transmembrane protease serine 9. NCBI's taxonomy places the organism in Eukaryota, Metazoa, Arthropoda, Insecta, Lepidoptera, Pyralidae. Gene Ontology annotation, molecular function: serine-type endopeptidase activity. The record is from RefSeq and is a predicted model, not a curated record. Gene Ontology annotation, biological process: proteolysis. The transcript has 8 exons. Bases 1 to 1647 code for a protein of 548 amino acids.